Gasterosteus aculeatus aculeatus (three-spined stickleback) is the source of this 4104-nucleotide messenger RNA. The record is from RefSeq and is a predicted model, not a curated record. NCBI's taxonomy places the organism in Eukaryota, Metazoa, Chordata, Actinopteri, Perciformes, Gasterosteidae.
UCCUGACGUCACAUCCGGUCAGCUGUCACUUCCGGGUGCAUCGAAACGGCGGAGAAGGAAGGAAAACCCCGCACGUACACGGAUUAACUUAAAUGACAAGACGACAGCCGUAAAACCCGAAAGGAGACGCCAGCGCUGUGCGGGAUGGAUUCACGGUGAAAGCCGCACACGUCGGGAACUGCGUAUUUGCGGCGUUUUGCUCCGCGAGGCCGGCGAACGGGCGAUUGUUUUUGAGCGAGCGGCUAGCCGUGUUUACGUCUUCUUGCUAGCUAAAGCCGCCGUGGCGUCAGCUGCUACGCGCACACCAGCGGCUUCUCUCCCCGCUGAUGUGUCACCUGUAGUUUUCAUACCUCACACGUUUACUUGAAAUACUUUUAAGGGAAUGCAGUUGGGAGGGAGAAGGGAAACGCUCGCAGCUCGUGUUUUAAGUCCCAUCGGAAACGCUUAUUGCUCCUCGAAGACAGUCCAGAAGUGAUCGGGUUUUUUUCCCCCUCAAAUAUAAUACAGGGCACGUUUGGGUGCCUCGUCAACAGCUCAACAAAUGCACAAAAUGGAUGUGAUCUGGACUUUAGUCCCCACGCAGAUAACUCAGCAGAUACUUUGUAAAUAACACUUCCUGUCAGCCGUGCGGCUCCACUACUUUUUUUCCUGCUUCUGCUGACUGUGCACAUUUACGAUCAGGAUCCUGCGUUCAAAGGAGACCGGAGAGGAAGAAGUCUUUCUUGUUUUAACUCUUUCAACUCGACUCCUUUUUUUUACUUUCGUCUUGGCCUAAGCUCAUACUCAACAGUGAAGGAUGAAUGGCCUCUCUCUCAGAGAGCUCUGCUGCCUUUUCUGCUGCCCGCCGUGUCCCGGCCGCAUCGCCGCCAAGCUCGCCUUCCUCCCGCCUGAGCCCACUUACACCUUCCUCCCAGACCUAGAGGCUGGCCCUGCACCACCCGCAGCAGCACCACCCGCAGCACCAGCAGCAGCACCAGCACCAGCAGCACCAGCACCAGCAGCAGGGACGACGGGGACAUCCAGCCUGCGGGCGCGGAGCGGUGCAUCGGUCGCCGGGAGCGGAGGGCCCGUGGAGAGCAGAUGGAAGCUCCACCUGACGGAGCGAGCGGAGUUUCAGUACUCUCAGAGAGAGCUGGACACGAUCGAGGUGUUCCUCGCGCGGUCCAGCCGCGGCAACCGCGUCGGCUGCAUGUACAUCCGCUGCGUUCCCAACGCCAGAUUUACAGUGCUCUUCUCCCACGGCAACGCAGUCGACCUGGGCCAGAUGAGCAGUUUCUACAUCGGCCUCGGCACUCGCAUCAACUGCAACAUCUUCUCCUACGACUACUCCGGCUACGGCGCCAGCACCGGCAAGCCCUCUGAGAAGAACCUCUACGCGGACAUCGAUGCCGCCUGGCACGCCCUGCGCUCACGGUAUGGCAUCAGCCCGGAGAAUAUCAUCCUGUACGGACAGAGCAUUGGUACCGUCCCCACCGUGGACCUGGCGUCCCGGUACGAGUGCGGCGCCGUGGUGCUUCACUCCCCCCUGACGUCCGGCAUGCGAGUGGCCUUUCCCGACACCAAGAAGACGUAUUGCUUCGACGCGUUCCCCAACAUCGAGAAAGUCUCCAAGAUCACGUCCCCGGUGCUCAUCAUCCACGGGACGGAGGACGAGGUCAUCGACUUCUCCCACGGCCUGGCUCUGUUCGAGCGCUGCCCCAAAGCCGUGGAGCCUCUGUGGGUGGAGGGGGCGGGGCACAACGACAUUGAGCUGUACAGCCAGUACCUGGAGCGCCUGCGCCGCUUCAUAGGGCAGGAGCUGGCCGUGCAGCACGCCUGACCUCACCGCCGUGGCGCCGAGUGCGUUCGUGGACAUUGCAGAUAGAGGUGUGUGAGUGUGAAAGGUGGGGGGGGGGGGCGGCUGCGCAGUGCAGUUACUUUGGUAUUACAAGAGAUCUGGGAAUUUUUUUUUUAAUGGUAACUCGAGUUAAAUGGAAAAGGAAACUACAGAAUGCCCUUUCAAAAUAAACCGUUUUCACACGCUUGCUUUUUUUUUUUCUUCCGUUUUCUUAACACCUGUUUGUAAGAACGUUUUUCUACAGUUUCUAUUAGUAACCCCGGAAUAAAUUAGCGUAAUCCAAUUUGAAGCCUGACAAUAAAUCCCGGUGGAUUUAACGUUAUUGUCAUUUUGUAGUUACUAGUUGUGUGGCGUUGGACUGCAUUAUAUUGCACAGCGUCCUGAUAUCCUAUGUAUGGCCUCAUGUAUGCACUACUUACAUGCGUAAUUGUCUUUCACAGUACUGAACAUUUUGCUUAGGUAGCCCUUUUUUCUUUUAGGAAAUUGUUCUACUUUUGGAUUUUUUUUUUUGGAUUUUUUUUUUUAAUGCAGUCGACAAAAUCUUUUCAGAUGCUUAAAGAGAAGGGGUGUGUGUGUGUGUGUGUGUGUGUGUGUGUGUGUGGUCUGUUUUCAGGUUGGGUUGAAGCAAACCAUUUUUCUUUUUUUUUAAAUCUCUUCCAUCAUGUUGUCGGUCACAUCCGUAUCCCGGUACCACAGGGGGAUCGGAUGUGAUAAAGAAAGCGCCGGAGCGUCAGGAAGAGAAACGCGUCCAGCGGGACGUCUGCGAGGCUGUCGGCCGUCUCUUUGUGUGUGUUUAAGUCCUGGUUGUGUUGUUUAUGUCUCACACCAGUCGGUCACAGCUGUCGCCCGAGUUCCGGUUUCCCCUCUCCGCCUGGAACAGAGCCGUGACACUAAAAUCAAACAGGCCUCUGUGUUCUACCUCCGGACCCCCCAAACCCCCCCUUUUUUUUGUAAUCUCCAAAGCUGUCUGACUGCUAUCCCGAACACCCCGUCCCCAGGGGAGGUUUUGUCCAUCUGGGAAGUGGCGUCACCACGGAAUCUGGAUCUAAAGAAACAAUGAGGUUCCCCUUCUGACAAACGAGAAUCCUCCCUAAUCUUUAUCGCCGAUGAGCAGAGGACCAGAGGCUCCUUCUCAGUAAGAUGCAGCUGUGGCUCCAGCAGCGCAGCGAGACAGCGUUUUGGCACUUUCACACACUCCAACACUCUAUUACUUGAACUUUAACAUCUGUCUGUGUACAAGCUGCUGGUGACGCUGUGGGUUUGACAGAGAGUUUACUAUGAAAGAUAAACGACCUUUUCUAGCUGCUGGUGUGACUUUUGUAACUAAUGCAAACGUUCAAAAGCACGUUGUAUUCCCUUUUGUGACUUUUCUUUCCUUUUUUUUUUUUGGGAUUCGCAGAUUUAUUUAUGGGGAUAUCACUAACUAGCAUACAGAAAAUUGAUUUGAUUUGUUCGCACGCGGGAGUAACUGGUUUAGAAUCGGUCCGCGUAAACUUCUCAUGAGAUAAACGGGAAUCUGCAUCCGUCUUCGUCAGAGUGGCUGCACUCCCCUUUUUAAACGCUUUCGAUUUAGACACAGAAGUCCCUUAUUUACAGUUUAUGACGCGUUCAAAUGGAAAGCUUGAAAACACAUCUGCUCCGUGAAAUCUGUUUUACACGAUGAACCUCAGCGUUGCCCCCUUUUUGAAAAACAUCUUUGUGGAAUACUGAGGUCACAACUUUUUGGGGUUUUCUUGUGUACAUACAAACCAAAGUGUAACUUUUCAGGACUUUAUCCAGUGUACCUGCUGUUUGUGUUGGUCUCUUUGUAACCAAAGGCAAUUUCUUUUAUCAAAAUGUAUAUUCAUCUUUGUUGGUCCAAUCUUUUUUCACUACACAAUACAUUUGGAUACAAAUGAGAUGUGACCAUUUGUCAUGUUGCUAAAUAAUGAUCCUUUUGUCAUAUUUGAUUUCAAAUAUGCAACAACGGAGUUGUUUUUUGUUUAAUUGAUCAUUUGUGGAGGAAUACAACGAUUUACAGCAAAGCUGUGAGUUUGGAUACGUUAAGGCAAAAAAGUGUGUGUUUGUCUGUGUGGGAUGAUUAAAGAACUAAAGAGGAGCUUCACGCUGGAAUGAAAAGAUUUUCUUUUUACUUUAUUCCAUUAUUGGAAUUACUGGCGUCCUAAAACGUUAGCCAAUGUUUAUUUUACUGACUAAUUUUUAGCUUUUUUUUGGUCUUUUUGCGAUAAUUGAAAAGUUAAUAAAACAUUAUCAUGAAUUAAUGUUCA